UAUGAAGAGCUUUGUUAAUUUUUACUUGGCAGCAUUACAGUGCAGUAAUGAAGUACAUUAGUCAAGGUCCAAUGUUGCUAGAUGUCCACAUGCACCGUCCCCACACCACUUCCCGUAACUUCAUGGAUGCUCUUCUUGCUUUCUGGCCUGGUCUUCAGGUUCUAAAGGGAGACAUCAAGCCAGCCAUCGAAACACAUGAAAUGUUAUAUCAAGUGAUUCAGCGACAUAAUUUCUUACCUGAAGCAUUCACAACAGACUUCCAGGUUCACUGGGGCCAACACCCACUACGACCUGAAUUCCUUGAGUCGACAUACCUUCUCUAUCUGGCAACCGAUGACCCAUACUAUUUGAGAGUUGGAGAACAAGUACUUCGCUCUCUACAGAAACAUGCUUGGGUCCCUUGUGGCUAUGCAGCAGUGAAGGAUGUUCGAACUGGAGUACAUGAGGACAGAAUGGAUUCAUUUGUGCUCUCGGAAACCUUCAAGUACCUGUAUUUGCUUUUUUCUAAACCCAGUGAUCUAAUAAUUGAUCUGGACCAAUUUAUUUUCACCACAGAGGCCCAUCUUCUUCCUCUAUCUCUUGCUCGACUCUCUAACCUGACAGUCGUUCCUGGUCCUGAUAACCAAGGUGCCCAGGACAGUGAUGUAGAGUAUGCCCGCUCUUGCCCAAAUGCUCACUUUCUCUUCCCUGGUCGCCAUGAAUUUGCUGAAACCAUAAGACGUCCGCUUAAAAACUUUGUGAAUAACGUAUGCCCAUCACGCAAGACAAUUCGAAGAAAGUUAAGAGCUUCAGAGUUUCAAGCAGGAAAUAGUCGACAUAUGGGGCUAUUGAGAGAUAUGGGCAUUACUAUUAUGGCUCUUCCAGAUGGUCGUGUUCAGUUAUUACACACUUCUUCUAAUGCUAAAUCGUCAGAUGAUGCUGAGGAAGGACUUCUGUUUAUGCAAGAGAUGAUCGAAUUAAGUAAACUACAGCAAGAACAGCCAGACAGCCCUCCUCGUGUUGUAUCAUUUCUGCACGUAGUAGAUGGCCACCCUACUACUACCACUAUUCAGGCUGGCCCUGCUCAAUUUGGACUUGAUCUAAAAGGAAAUAUUCAGGUUAAUGGACCUGUGGUGAAAGCAACUCCACUUCGUGCCUGUGAACAGUUAGGCAAUGAGGAUGAAAUACAUGGAAAAAUAGUCAUCAUAGAACGAGGAGAUUGCAUGUUCAUCGAAAAGGCUCGAAGGCUGGAAGCACUGGGUGCUAUUGGAGGUAUUGUGUUGGAUAAUACCCCUGAAACUUCUGCAAAAACAUCACCAAUGUUUGCAAUGUCUGGUGAUGGGACGGAUGAUGUGAACAUUCCAUUGGUUUUCCUCUUCUCUGGUGAUGCGGAGGUUCUGCUUAAUGCUCUUCAUGAUCAACCAGAGCUUGAAGUGGUGCUCUCUGACUUUGAUGAUAAAGAUAUUGGAAAGGGUUCAAUUGAAGAGGUUCAAGUUGAGGUAAAAGGAACAAGAGAGGGUGGAGAAGAAACACUAACUGCAGGACUAGAUGAUGCUGGAUUACCACAUGUCAUAUCCAUUAUUAACAACAGACAGCAGGGAAGUGAAAAUUUGGCUGAUGAUGACCUGGUAACAGUUGUAGAGGGACAACAGACAGCUCAUUCUCAGUUACAUGAACAAGAGGAAUCUCAAAAGCAUCAAGUUAUAUUGAAGGACUUGGAAAAGGCCAAAACGGCAGAAGAAAUACUUGUUGCAGCUGUUCGUUAUGUAAAUGUACGACAAGAGCAAGAAGUAGCAAGAGGUAACACACUAAUGACAGAACACUCAUCAGCUUUAAUUGUAACCGAAUUACAAAGUCUCCUUGUAAAGAAAACUGCCUCUGAUCCUAGCCUUCUGAAAUCUUUACUUAGUGUCCACUUACGGGAGCUGAUGGCAGUUCUUCAGCAGGCUGCACCAAGUCCAUCUGACCUGGAUGCCUCCUUGCAUCACUUGCUGAAUCAGUUGUCAACAUUAACCAUGACGGCCUCAACAUCACUAGAUGAAUCUAAAAAACCUGUUGCUUCACAGCAACCAUCAGUUCGAGGAGAUUUGCAAAAAUGGGAUUUUAAUGAAAAUAGUAAGCUUGACCAUCUUGCUGAAAAAUUCCAGGAAAAAAUCAGAAAAAUAAAAAAAAAGUAUGGGCUGAGUCCAGAACAUAUAGAAAGCAUUAGUGAUAUCCAAGGUACAGUUUCACCUCAAACCAAAGAUCAUAACAGGAAAGAUGAAUUAUAAUAAGCAAUAAUAUUUUGUGAAAUCCUUGAAAAAUGGAACUGACCAUGUAGAAAUAUACUCAUUAUUUACAAAUUCUUUUUGUCCUAGUUGUGUGUUUGGUACAGGUGCAUAAUAUUGUAAGGAAAAUUGUACAGUAUAUUUAUUGUUGAUCAUUGGAAAGUAUGGUGGCGACUGCUGUCUUUUAGAUAAUAUAUUGCACAUAAACUGACUGGAGGAUGCUCAGGGGAGCUGCUUGUCACUGUGAUAUUUGACAUAAGUGGAGCAGUCAGAUUGUGUAACAUGCACAUUUAAUUUUAGUUUUGUGCUAUUUCAGGUGAAGCACUUCAUCUUAACUUCACUUUCUGUUAGCAGGUGUCCAAAACUGAAUCUUGUACAUAAAUCUUUUGGAAAUUGUGUACUGUCCAGACAGAAGGAAGUUUUUUUUUUUUUUUUUUUUUUUUUUUUUUUACAAGAUUGUUAUUGAUGACACAUGACACUGAUUACAUCAGAAUUGAGUUUACAAGUAAAUACCCAAAUGAUAAUUCUAAAACUUUUUAUGACGGCUUUUUUUUUUUUUAGUUGAAUGUACCAACAAUACAUGGUAGUUUUUACCUGACGCUCUUCUUCCAUGACAAAUUAUGAGAAGAAAAUGUACCAUCAUGUUAACUUCAAAGAUUUGUUAUUGCAUACAAAUGUGCAGUUUAGUUCCAUGCUCUCCAUGGAGAGAAACUGACUAUUCCAAUUCUUUUUCAUCUACAUUUAUUUAUUAAUUUUAUAAAAUACUGGGUAUACCUGUCAUUAGGUAAAUUUAAUAAGUGCAGUUGCAAACAAAUCCAUCCUGGCAUAAAAUUUGGGUCCAUACCCAAAGCAGAAUUAAGGAUUCAAUGUCCUGGCUGGGCUCUUGGUCAUUUUCCAGCUGCCCGUGGAUUGCUGUUCCCUUUUUGUAUCAUUCUUGGCCCUAUUGUCUUCAUUCUUAAGUUUCCACACACAUUUCAUUACCUUAAUAAUGCUCCAUUUUACUUCCAUUUUAGGAUAUAUUCAAAGAUUAAAUAAGGUUUAUUUUUUUAACAUGCAAUACACUGCCCAUUGAUAAAGAUUCAUAAUUUUUUACAUUCUUUGAUAUGGCAUGCAUUAUAUUUUGCUUUUAAAACACACUAAUACCCUAAUAACAAAUGUCAGAGUUAUGGGGAAGUGCUAAACCCAUAAGGGUCAUACAGUACCUGGAGAAUGGGAAGUAAUCAGGUUUGAUCAAAGGGCAUCUCUUAAUCACCUGGAUCAAGAGCCCUUCACUGGCAUCAGAGUACUUCUCAAGAACAAGAUUAAUAAAUUUAUUAAAAGCCUCAUAUUGCAAUAAAGAUUUUACAUUAAAGUAUUUUCAGUACAUUGAAUUCUAUUUUAUUCAUGCAGUUUUUCAGUGUUAAUAGUGACUAUAAAUAAGAGAACAAUAAUUAUUCUUUUUUUUUUUUUUUUUGUUUUUUUAAUUCUUGAAUACUGUAAUGCUCAGAAUAACUUUACAUGAAUGUAUAAACUUACAAGCUCACAUACCAUUCACUGCUCAUGCUCUUUCAUUCAUACGAACCUUGUUAAUUCCACGUAUUCAUUCUUGCUGACACUACCUAAUGUAAUCAUCUUCACUAUGGUGCAAGUAAAAAACUGAUGCACUUUACACAUCCCACAAGCUAUUUAAAAUAAAAGACCUCAAAUAUUUCUAAAUUUGUAAUACGAUACUAAAAUAUUAAUAUGUAUAUAUGUUUUCUAGUAUACUUUAAAUUAUUGUAGGUCAAUUUCAUGUACCUCACAUACAGCCAGAAAUGUGUUUGGGUAAGGAAAGGGAGGGGCAGGAUAACCAGCAAUUUUAUUAUUAUUAUAAAGCAGUUUUAUUAUUUAAUAGGAUUAUUAUUAUUUAAUGAGAAGCCCUAACCUGUAGGAGUCAUAUCACUAGGGUGGGAUAAGAGGCAACCAGGUUCAAUCUAAGGAAGGGAAGGACUGGUUUAAGUCCUUAGAUUAAUAGCCCCUCAUUGACAUCAAGGAACUUCCUGGAGGAGAGGUUGGAAAAUCUGUAUAUUAUCUGAAAAAGUCCUGUUAACAGAUAAGGUGGGAAUGAGGGGAAUUUCUCAGUGUGCAGCCCUUCAAGGAAGGUUCCUUAAUGCCAGUGAGGGGCUCUUGAUACAAGGAACUGGACUUGCCUUUCCCUCCCAUUCCCCAGCACUGUGACCCACACAGGUUUAGUGCUUCCCCAUGAAUUUAAUAAAUGUGGGUGUGCAUACCAUUAAUGUAUAAGAGGAAAAAUAAUGUUCAUAUUUGUGAGGUUAGAUUUGUAUAUAAAUUAGACUUUUGACUUGUGUAUAUAAAGUAAUUUACUGCAUCUGCAAAUUUGAAUGUUGAAUUUUGUUGUAAUCUAAUUUUGUUUGAUUACAACAAGCUAGUUAUUUAAGAACAUUCCAGUUGCAGACUAUUUUCUAAGCAUACAAUAGCAAUCAACCAGAACAUAUGGAACUGCAUUUUCUGAUUAGUAGUUUCAGGUGUGGGAGCUACACAGAAUGGAUCUAUUAUUUGUGUGAAUGUGCAUGUGUGUGUGAAGGGUGUACACUGGUGUGUUUCUAUCAUUAUGCGGUAGGGUUCCUGUGACAAUUUUUUAAUAAAAAACAAAAUUAAAUUCUUUUUAUACCUUUAAUAUCAUAAUGGGUGGAAGCACCAAACCCAUAGGGGUCACAUAGUCAAUAGGGAUUGUGAGGUAAUCAGGUUUAAUUCAAGUGGGAGGGUAGCUCAAAUUCCCUAGAUCCAGCUUCUCUCACCAGCAUUCAGGCAUCUGCCUUGAAAGGAGUUUGAUGUCUCUAGAUUUAACCUAUACAGUGGACCCUUGGUUUACAUGUUUAAUCUGUUAGAGUGAUCGGCAAAAACGGUAACCAUUUUCCCCACGAGAAAUAAUGUAAAUCCAAUUAAUACGUUCCAGACACCCCAAAAAAAAAAAAAAAAAAAAAAAAAAAUUAAA
Cherax quadricarinatus is the source of this 5220-nucleotide messenger RNA. The record is from RefSeq and is a predicted model, not a curated record. Lineage: Eukaryota; Metazoa; Arthropoda; Malacostraca; Decapoda; Parastacidae.